Messenger RNA from Sus scrofa (pig), 582 nucleotides. It is a transcript of the gene IL23A, whose product is annotated as interleukin 23 subunit alpha. Gene Ontology annotation, cellular component: extracellular region; interleukin-23 complex. The record is from RefSeq and is marked provisional. Gene Ontology annotation, molecular function: cytokine activity. Gene Ontology annotation, biological process: immune response; positive regulation of T-helper 17 cell lineage commitment; positive regulation of T cell proliferation. NCBI's taxonomy places the organism in Eukaryota, Metazoa, Chordata, Mammalia, Artiodactyla, Suidae.
AUGCUGGGAAGCAGAGCUGUGAUGCUGAUGCUGCUGCUGCUGCUACUGCCCUGGACCUCUCAGGGCCGGGCUGUGCCUGAGGGCAGCAGCCCUGCUUGGGCUCAAGGCCAGCAGCUCUCACAGCAGCUCUGCACGCUGGCCUGGACUGCACAUCUACCAAUGGGACAUGUGGAUCUACCAAGAGAAGAGGGAGAUGAUGAGACUACAAGUGAAGUCCCCCAUAUCCAGUGCGGGGAUGGCUGUGAUCCUCAGGGACUCAGGGACAACAGUCAGUCCUGCUUGCAAAGGAUCCACCAAGGCCUGGUUUUUUAUGAGAAGCUGCUGGGCUCAGACAUUUUCACAGGGGAGCCUUCUCUACACCCUGAUGGCUCUGUGGGCCAGCUUCACGCCUCCCUACUGGGCCUCAGGCAACUCUUGCAGCCCGAGGGUCACCACUGGGAGACUGAGCAGACGCCAAGCCCCAGUCCCAGCCAGCCCUGGCAACGCCUCCUUCUCCGCCUCAAGAUCCUUCGCAGCCUCCAGGCCUUUGUGGCUGUAGCUGCCCGGGUCUUCGCCCAUGGAGCAGCAACUCUGAGCCAGUAA